GGAGGAAAAUCAACGACGACGACGACGAAGAAGAAGAAGAAGACAAGGGCGAAGUUUCCUUUGCUUGCCUGGACACGCCAUCAUGGUCAAAACUUUUCAAGCAUACCUGCCCUCGUGUCACCGCACUUACUCGUGCAUUCACUGCCGUGCUCACCUCGCCAACCACGACGAACUCAUCUCUAAGUCCUUCCAGGGCAGUCAAGGUCGUGCCUAUCUCUUUAAUUCCGUGGUGAACGUGGGCUGUGGUCCUGCGGAGGAGCGAGUUCUGUUAACUGGCCUUCAUGCUGUUGCUGAUAUUUACUGUGAAUGUUGCAAGACCACCCUUGGGUGGAAAUACGAACAUGCGUUCGAGUCGAGUCAGAAGUAUAAAGAGGGCAAGUUUAUAAUCGAGCUUGCUCACAUGAUCAAGGAGAAUGGAUGGGAAUAGAUUGAGCCGAGGGUAAUCCGCAGCAAGAAAGGGAAUACCCCGAAUGAAAACACACACAAGGCCCAUCAAAACUUUUCCUGAUAUAAGAAUAAUGCCUACAAUGUUGUUCUAAUUGCAAUGUGCGGCCCCCUCCCCUCUGUCAAACCACCAACGAAAGUCUGUGAUUUCAUUUGUGAUUUGUAAUCUUAGUAACUUUUUAUGUUUCGGACAAUUCGACGCUGUUUUUCGUUCUUUCCGAUCGAUUCAUCAUACAAGCGAUGACACCGGCGAUCCGCGGCGUCGCGGAUCGAUUACACGUGGAAGUAUUGUAAAGAGAGAGAAAACAAAUUAUUUUUCAACAAACGAAGAAAAAGAAAAAGAAAAAAGACGGGAAAC
Molecule: messenger RNA, 802 nt
Organism: Eufriesea mexicana
Lineage: Eukaryota; Metazoa; Arthropoda; Insecta; Hymenoptera; Apidae
Gene: Ypel
Product: Yippee-like
Exons: 4
Coding region: 83-427 (114 amino acids)
Source: RefSeq, a predicted model, not a curated record